This is a messenger RNA of Alternaria postmessia, 834 nucleotides long. It is a transcript of the gene ADK1, whose product is annotated as adenylate kinase. The transcript has 4 exons. Gene Ontology annotation, biological process: ADP biosynthetic process. Gene Ontology annotation, cellular component: mitochondrion; cytoplasm. Lineage: Eukaryota; Fungi; Ascomycota; Dothideomycetes; Pleosporales; Pleosporaceae. The coding region runs from base 1 to 834 and encodes 277 amino acids. Gene Ontology annotation, molecular function: AMP kinase activity; ATP binding. The record is from RefSeq and is a predicted model, not a curated record.
AUGGCACCAAUAGCAGAUACCGUGGUCGAUGACCUCAAGAGCACCGUCAACAGGCUCGAGAAGCGCAUCGCUGAGCUGGAGAACAAGCUGUCUGGCCAGAGUGGGGGUGCAUCAACGUCGGCGGAGAGCGUCAGGAUGAUCUUGAUGGGACCACCAGGUGCUGGCAAGGGCACACAAGCGCCGCGAAUCAAGGAGAAGUUCUGCGCAUGCCAUCUUGCUACCGGAGACAUGCUACGCGCUCAAGUCGCGGCCAAGACAGCCCUCGGUCGGGAAGCGAAGAAGAUUAUGGAUGCCGGCGGUCUGGUUAGCGACGAGAUCAUGAUCAACAUGAUCAAGACUGAGCUCGAGGGCAACGCCGAGUGCGCCCAGGGAUUCAUCCUCGAUGGCUUCCCACGAACAGUAACCCAGGCCGAGAAGCUCGACGGUAUGCUUGCUGCGACCAAGAAGCCCCUUCAACACGCCAUUGAACUGCAAAUUGACGACGGCCUCCUCGUCUCGCGUAUCACUGGCCGCCUCGUUCACCCCGCAUCCGGCCGCUCCUACCACAAGAUCUUCAACCCACCCAAGGCCCCCAUGACCGACGACGUAACCGGUGAGCCGCUCAUCCAGCGCUCCGACGACAACGAGGACACGCUCAAGAAGCGUCUCUCGACCUACCACGCCCAGACCGCGCCCGUUGUUGCAUACUACCAGAAGACGGGUAUCUGGAAGCCCAUUGACGCAAGUCAAGAGCCAGGCCAGGUAUGGAAGAGCCUGCUCAAGAUCUUCGACGACAAGGCCAUGGUUGCUGGACGAACAGGCAGCUUGCUCAACAAGGUUGGUCUUAAGAACUAG